Messenger RNA from Exophiala mesophila, 961 nucleotides. RefSeq lists its product as uncharacterized. Lineage: Eukaryota; Fungi; Ascomycota; Eurotiomycetes; Chaetothyriales; Herpotrichiellaceae. Gene Ontology annotation, molecular function: RNA binding. The transcript is spliced from 2 exons. Bases 40 to 507 code for a protein of 155 amino acids. The record is from RefSeq and is a predicted model, not a curated record.
CGACAAUCACUACUCCAAGGGCGAGUGAAAAGAACAAUCAUGUCAGAGGGUGCAGGCCGCCCCAACAGCACCAUAUAUGUUGGAGGCUUGGACACUACACUGGUAACGGCAGCCACACUUUCCGAGGCCUUUAUUCCAUUUGGCGAAAUUUCUGAUAUCAGUCUCCCCAAACCGGAAGCACCAUCAUCGACAGAGCUCCAUCGGGGAUUUGGUUAUGUGGAAUUCGAAGACCCGCAAGAUGCUAAAGAGGCAAUCGAUAACAUGGACCAGAGUGAAUUGUACGGGCGAGUGAUCAAGGUUGCGAUGGCGAAGCCCGACAAACGAGAGACCGGAGAGGUUGGUCUUGGUAGCAUGACUGCUAUUUGGGAGCAGGAAGGUUAUCUGGCCAAGUACAAUGAUGCGGCAAACGAGGACCGAGCGGCGGUAGAACAGUCGAAAGGCGACAAGACAGCAGAUCCAAUGCAUGGUUUGGAAGGUUUGGACGUUGCAGGACCAAAGCCCGAGUGAGAAAGGCCAUUACAAUUACCAAAGACCCACGAAUACGAGUAGGACUGAGGUAGUCCAUUCUUGUGCAUGACCAUCAUCCAAGCUGAAGCUGUUGCUCACUCCGCAAUUGAUGGAAUGACGAGGCUCAAAUACCAUAAUACUGAUUGGUCAAAUCGACGGCCAACAGGACCGCACUCUGGAAUUAUCGCAAGAAGGUGAUCGUGCGGAUGGCAGCGAGAAGGCCCCAAAAGACUUGUUGGGAUGGGGGAUUAGUGAUGACUCGCGCAAGCAACCUCUAGGUCUCGCGCAUUUUCAUCGUAAUUGAGAGCAGCCAGGUCACAAACAAGACAUGAGGAACAGUUGAAAUUGAUUGAUACCUAUGUACACAUUUGCAGAUUGGCAAUUUCUUGCAUUCCAAUAUGAUGGUUUGCUCGGCAGUCUGAGGAUUCGAAACCACUGAUUUGAUGCAUACAAA